AUGGUUCAUUGGAGUGAAUAUUUUUGGGGCGAAGGAAAUCGGGGUUUUGAGGUGUUAUCAAGUAAUGUUAAAAAUGGUGCAAUAGCUAUUGAAGAAUUUCAACGAUUUCUUAAUGAAAGUGCACAGUGUGAAUCAGCAUACUAUAAAAGUCUAUCUCGUUUACAAUCACAACUAAUUAAAAACCAAUAUUUGGGCACAUUUACCCCCAUAUGGAAUUUAAUACGUGAUCUAUUCGAUAAAAUUUCUUCAACACAUUCAGCAACUCUGAAUUUUUAUCAAGAAUUAUUACGUGAUAUUCAUGGUUAUCAAGAUUUAUAUCAAAAAAAAGUUAAAACACACAUACAAAAGGAUGCAGAUAUAUUACGUACAGCUGAACUUAUACCACAAUUAAAUAAUUCAUUACAUAUAGUUAAUAAAGCUAAAGAACAAUAUCAUUCGAUUACAUUAGAUUGUGAACGAGCAAAACGUGUUGGAAAUAAUUUAUUCAAUAAUUCAUCAUUAGCUACAUCACAAGAAAAUAAUUCACCAAGUCUUGCUCAGACAACAUUAAAUGCCUUAGCAGCAAAUAAAAUAGAACGUUUAGAAAAAAAAUCUCGACUUGCUCUGGAUGAAUAUAAAUUAGCAAUUGAAAAAUAUAAUAUAAUUAGAAAUGAUUACGAAAAACGUUUUCAUGAUGCUUGUACGAAAUUUCAAGAUUUUGAAAUUGAUCAUGUCGAAAAAAUGCUUCUCUUUUCAUUAAAUUUUUCUGAAACCCUUCAACGAAAUCAUGAACAAAUAACAAUAGCACAAAAUGAUUUUAAUGAUAAAUUAAAAUCAUUUAGUGGAAAUGAUCUUUUAGAUGCAUUUGUCGAACAAAAAAAAACAGGAACAGAUCGACCAGUUGUUUUACAAAUUGAAGAAGUUGAUAAUCUUAGAGCAUCAAUACCAUCAACAAAUUCCAAUACGCCUGAUACAUUUAGUGGUCAUGAGGAUUCAAAUGUAUUUGAUCAAUUAGAACCAAGCGUACCUUCAUUUCAUGCUCAUUUUACUGUUCCAUCAUCAAAUACAAAAAAUAGUGAUAAUAAUAAUAAUAAUAAUAAUAAUAAUAAUAAUAAUAAUACUCGUGCAUUCUCACCACAUUCUGCUGCUAAUCAUUCAAAUUCAUCAUCACAUAAUCUAAUAAUAUCUCCUACUUCAAACAUAACGACAACAUCUGUCAAUGUCACGACGUCUAACAAUCAAAUGUUUCGUUCGCAAGAAUCAAAUAGUAGUAUUGAGCAAACAUCGAAUCCAUUUGAUGUCAAAAUAAGAAGACCAAAAUUUUCAGGAUUUUUUGGCACAAGUCGUAAAGAUAAAAAAGAAAAGAAAACUGAAAAAAAAUCAUCUACAAAUGCUACAUCUACUAAAACUUCACAAGUUGAUCAAUCACGUGACGAAUUAAAUGGAGUUAAUUUACAAAAUACUAAUCAUGAAAUCGAUGGUUUUAAUAAAAAAAUUGAUAAGAAAAAUGGUUCUGUGUCAAGUUCUUUCAAUAUUGAUAAAACUAAAUGUGCAACACCGGAACCAUAUAUUCAAUCAAAUUCAAUCGUAAAAAAUGAUCACAGGCUUCAAGUUUGUCAUAGUGAAAAACCAAUGUCAUCAUCAAAAAUAUCAACUUCGACUGAUUCAAGUAGUGAUGAUGACGAUGACGAUGAUGAUAAUUUAAUGCUGAAAAUUGAUUUUAAAAUAAAUCCAAAAACACACAUGUCAUCAGAAACAGAUGAUGAAACAAAAAUUGUUAAUGCAAUGCGUCUUAUUGAUAAAAAUAUGGGAAAUAUUCUAACAACAUCUAAAGGAUCGACAAACAGAACGGCAGAUUUGAACAGAUCAUUAUCAAUUGAACCGAUUGGUGCAAGAAUGCCUCCACCACCCAUUCCAUUACGUGCAACCUCCACUAUACCAAAUAGUAUAACAACAGAUAAUACCGAUCACUCAAGAAUGUUUCCACCACAUGAUGAAUUCGAUCGGUCUCAUACACAUUCGACUAACACAUAUACAACUAAUCAAGAAGAUCUAGUUCUUCCUCUACAAUCGACGAUAGAAAGCAAAUAUACAACAUCGAUAUCAUCUACUGAUGACGAUACAGAAGUUGCUAAUUCAUUUCCUCAUGAAGAUUUUACAACAAGUAAAACAAUUUCAUUUCGUCGAUUGCAAGCACCUUCUUUACGUCAAUCAAAUCAACAACAACAACAACAACCAAAAUGGACUACUGUUAGUCCAUCAAUUACGUCAAUUAAUCAAAAUUUACGUAAUACUCCAAUAGCAUCUCAUGAACAAACAAUGUCUCCAUUAACUCUUGAUACUAUGGAUCAAAUUCCACUUGCAAUUGCUUUUCAAGAAAUAAUUCAUGUUAUGAUAUCUGGAAAUAAUCAAGCAAAUUGGAAAAGUCAAAUUGUUGGUGAAAUGCUCAUUUCAUUUCCAGCUUCGAUUUUAAAUCUCCUUAUUGACCCAUCACAUAUUUCAAAUAGAUUACAAUUUCAAUUGAAAAAUUUACAUCAUAUUAAAAAUAUAAUUGCAAAACCUUCAUUAAUAACACAAAAUGAAUCAUCAACGGAUUCAAAUGAACCAAUUUAUUCGUUUGAUAUGACAGAAUUACAUAAUACUCUUCAAAAUUUACAGGAAAAAAAUCUUUCAUCACGUUUUUUUAAUCUUAAUGUGCUCAAUUAUGAAGUAACACAUUCAGAUGUAUCAAACAUUCCAAUUCAAAUAUCAUCACAAUGGACACGUACAUUUAAUACUAUUUCAGUAAAUAUAAAAUAUAGUUUCAAUAGUUCAGCUUUACCGAAUUCAAUUCGAAUAAAUAAUGAUACUGUGAUAUUUUAUACGAUAGUCACAGAUGGACAAGAAAUAAAAGAAUCAUCACCGACUGCUGAAUGGUCUGUGAAUGAAUGUAAACUUUGGUGGAAAGUUCCAUAUGUAAAUAAUGGAACAGGAAAUUUAUCAGCAACAAUAAUAACUAUGGAAAAGAAUACAGUUGAUAAUGAUAGUGAUCAACAACAGCAACAACCAUUAACAACAUCAUCGAUUGUAAAUGCUUAUUUUCAUGGUGAAAACGCACUUUUUUCAUCAAUUGAUUGUGAUCUUGCUUGUAAUGGAUAUCGAAUAUCAUUGCUCAAAAAGAAAAUACUCAGCGGUAAGUGUUCAAAAAUAAAAAUUGAGUAA
This is a messenger RNA of Rotaria sp. Silwood2, 3180 nucleotides long. The record is from the annotation of a GenBank genome assembly. NCBI's taxonomy places the organism in Eukaryota, Metazoa, Rotifera, Eurotatoria, Philodinida, Philodinidae.